Molecule: messenger RNA, 1032 nt
Organism: Phytomonas sp. EM1
Lineage: Eukaryota; Euglenozoa; Kinetoplastea; Trypanosomatida; Trypanosomatidae
Source: the annotation of a GenBank genome assembly
CCAUAUGAGUGUUAUAUCCAUAGGAGUCCAAAUAAAAUGCGCUAUGCCUGAGACGUCCACAAUUCGGAAUUUUCUUUCAGAUCCCUUCAAAGUUCUUAUUCUUGAUGGUGGUCUAGGAACUGAACUGGAGGCCUUGACCGAUGAAACUGACCACCCCCUCUGGUCGUGCAAUGUUCUUGUAAGAUCACCAGAACUCAUUAUCAGCAUUCACGAAUCGUAUUUGAAAGCUGGUGCCCGUUGCAUCAUCACAAGCAGCUAUCAAGCCACAACAUAUGGACUAACAAAGUAUUGUGGUAUGUCUCAAGAGGAGGCUAUCAAUGUGAUUGCGAAGUCUGUUGAGGUGGCGCACGAGGCAAGGCGCCGUUUUUUGAUCACUCAUGAAGAAGAAGCACCUAUAUUUGUAGCUGGCUCGGUAGGACCGUAUGGUGCAUAUUUGUCUGAUGGAACGGAGUACAAUGGCAGUUAUGCCCAGAGCAUCUCUGCGGAAACCUUUAGGGAUUUUCAUCGCCCGCGUAUUGAGACAUUAGUAAAGUCAGGUGUUGAUGUUUUAGCGGUGGAGACCCAACCAUGCGCGAAGGAAGUACUCACUAUUGUGGAUUUAUUGGAGAAUGAAUUCCCUUUGAUUCCCGCUUGGGUAAGCUUUACUCUGAACUCCAAUCAUCAUGGGACUCAAAUAGCUGAUGGAACUACAUUUGAGAAUAUUCUGCCGGUACUCGAGGCGUCCAAUGUGGUUGUGGCCAUUGGUAUAAACUGUGUUCCUUUCCAUAGCGUCACGUCUGCUCUGAAGAGAAUGUCAUCUAUAACUUCAAAACCUCUGGUAGCCUACCCCAACACUCCUGGUUUCUACGACAUAGCCACUAAAACGUGGAUCAAACAUGAUGCAUCUAACGAACUUGAAGAUACACUGUCAGGCAAGUGUGAAACCUGGAUACGUCACGGAGCUCGUAUGAUAGGGGGAUGCUGUCAUAUAAAUAAAGCUGCUAUUCAAGAGUUAUCAAACAAACUAAAUAAAAUGACAUAAAAAAUUACAAA